AUGUACGACCAUUCGCAGCGACGAACUGAGCGCAGAAUGGGGAGUUUUGCUGCCCGAUUGUCAAAGGCGCUGGCAGAAGAGUCCUCGAUAGACUCUGAGUCUUCUGACCGCCCCGAGGACGAUGAACCUCACGAUGAAGCACAUGAUCCCGUCAAGAAGAGACAAGCUGCGAGCGAGAAAGACUCUCUCAAGAGAUGUCCCCAGGCGCACGCGAAUGCGGCCAACCAGCCAAUUCGGCGAGUGAGAGGUUUCGAGAAGAUGAAGACUGCGCACGGAGGAAAAUCGAAUACUUGGAAGGGGAAGUCGAAGCUCUCAAAAGAAGGUGCAGGUUCUUAUGAAAAAGUGGGAUUUCGUGGAACCAUUUUUGGAAGCGCAGUGCAAGGCAGAGGGGGUGUCCACCCCCAAAAGAAUCCCAGUCGUCAAUAG
This is a messenger RNA of Penicillium canescens, 426 nucleotides long. RefSeq lists its product as uncharacterized. Bases 1 to 426 code for a protein of 141 amino acids. The transcript is spliced from 3 exons. The record is from RefSeq and is a predicted model, not a curated record. Lineage: Eukaryota; Fungi; Ascomycota; Eurotiomycetes; Eurotiales; Aspergillaceae.